Molecule: messenger RNA, 1525 nt
Organism: Spea bombifrons (plains spadefoot toad)
Lineage: Eukaryota; Metazoa; Chordata; Amphibia; Anura; Pelobatidae
Gene: CENPL
Product: centromere protein L
Exons: 5
Coding region: 154-1197 (347 amino acids)
Source: RefSeq, a predicted model, not a curated record
AGGGUUGCUUUUGAAUGUGUAACCGUCGGAAUGGAGGGAUGAAAGGCUGUAGCUGGCAAGGCGGUUGUGUACCCCAAACAAGCCGACAAGUAUUUAAGAGUCGACUGGUUUCGUGUCUUGGGCGCAGGAGCGGCGAUCCUCCCGACUGCUGCUAUGCAAACACCCGCAAAUGGGGUGCCAAACCCCAGAGCAAGGUCAAGGGAGGUCAGGAGCAAUCUGUUUCAGAGCACUGGAUUUACCAACACAGGAUUGAAUUCUGCUCGUAGGAAUACUCCUUUUCGCCAGGCCCCAUCAAAGAGAAGGAUCCCACAAAGCAGCCCUCUGGAGGAAACUCUUGAACCAUCAAGGAUCGCCUAUCUCUUAAACAAGCAAUGGAACCUAUACAGUGUAACUCCAAUGCACAGGUUUUCACAUAAGAAUCUAAAGGAAUACUCCAGGCUGCUGUCUGCCCAGAUCUUGGCUGAGAAGCAAAAGGGUUUCGCAAUUGAGGUUGGCACAGAGCACAUUAUGAAAGCAAGCUUCUCCUAUUUGCCUGGACUCAAGGGGAAGGAGAGAGAUCCGGGAGCAGUUCUGGUCCAGGUUUCAACCAAGCCACAGUUCUCCAAAGCAGGUGCAGAAGACAAAAUUGUAUGGUCAGGCUGGUUCUGUUGUACUUUUGGAGAUGAUGAAAUUUUGGAAAUGUUACCAGACACUAUGGUUUGCCUGCCCUUAUUCCUGGUGAAUGGGACUGAAUCUCUCACGGCCAUAGUGGGCUCAUGGUUUCAGAGGAGUUUUGACUGUUGUUUCAGUAAAUUACCCAUCAGCGCUCGGGAUCUCGCUUGGAUGACGGCCAUGUGGGCUGGUUAUGAAAUCCAUGAACGUGUUUCUGCCACCGAGCUGGUUUUCUCGGUUCCAGUUGAACCUCACAUGGACAUUUCUUAUGCCAUCCACCCAGAUGACUUCAGGACUCUGUGGAACGAUAUCCAUAAAAGUGAAGAUGAAGUUACUGCGGAAGAGGUGGACACUUUAUUUCAUAACCUUUACAACCACUUUUUCCGACAUUUCAAGAUUCACUUAUCUGCAACACAGCUCACAAAAGUGUCCACGUCUGUGGCUUCCGCACAUUGUGAAGGCAAAAUAAAGUUCCUCAGUAAAGAACAUCUUGUCCGAGUGCUUGCACUGCUUACCGAGUUAGCCGUUAACAAUAUCCCAUACUGACUGUGGAAUCAUGCAUUUCAUCAAAGACUUAUAAGCUGUUACCUGGCUUGUCCUUUACUAAAAUUGCACUCUAGAAAUAUACAUAUAUUGUUAUUGGAUCCUUGCUUCUUUAAAGAUUCAGGUCAUGGGACUGCAGUCUAAUUACCACCUAAUUUUAAAACUGAAUUCUACCUGAAGACCUCCAUUCAUCAUUGUUUAAUGGAAUGACUUCAAGCACUUUUGUCCUGUGAAGAAAUGACUGCAUUAACCUUCUUUUAUUUAAUAUAAAUGUUAUAAACAUGCAAAGAUUUUCUAAUGUCCCAAAUAAACACUUUUUCACUAAAAUAAA